This is a messenger RNA of Musca vetustissima, 891 nucleotides long. Its product is annotated as carbonic anhydrase 7-like. Gene Ontology annotation, cellular component: cytoplasm. The record is from RefSeq and is a predicted model, not a curated record. NCBI's taxonomy places the organism in Eukaryota, Metazoa, Arthropoda, Insecta, Diptera, Muscidae. The transcript is spliced from 5 exons. The coding region runs from base 1 to 891 and encodes 296 amino acids. Gene Ontology annotation, molecular function: zinc ion binding; carbonate dehydratase activity.
AUGGUGGCUGCACAAGAUUUAGUUAACCGAUUGUAUAUUAUAUUGCCAUUGGUGUAUCCAUAUAAUACACCACAAAAAGCUCUCACACCUGCUACCGACUGGACCUACGACAAUGCACCCAAUUGGUCGAUAGAUCAUCCAAAUUGUGGCGGUAAUCGUCAAUCGCCAAUACACAUUAAGACAUCUACGUGUUAUGCUCCAGCAAUGCCUUCACUGAAAUUCGGCUACUAUGACUUACCAUUGGCGGGGAAUAUAACCUUAAGAAAUAAUGGACAUUCAGUUGAAUUCGAAAUACCACCAACGGUGAAUGGUGUCCGACCCUUUGUCAGCGGUGGUGUUCUAAAAAGUAAAUACGAAGCUGUUGCUGUGCAUUUCCAUUGGGGCAGCAGAAAUUCAAAGGGUUCCGAACAUAUGAUAGACAAUCGACGCUUUGAUGUGGAGAUGCAUAUCGUUCAUAAAAAUGUCAUUUAUGCGACAGUGGCAGAGGCCUCUAAACAUGUGGAUGGUUUGACGGUGUUGGCUGUUAUGUUCAAAGCGACGAGGGAUGUUGAUCGCAUUUAUCCCGGCUUGAAUAUGUUAUUCAAUAGAUUACCCAAUUUGGUGUACAUGAAUUCCCAUUCCACCCUAUCCGAAGAUCACCUCACAUUGGGCCACUUUCUGGGUGAUUUGAACACGAAGACAUUUUUCACCUAUACUGGUUCAUUGACAACACCCGAUUGUGCUGAAGCUGUAACAUGGCACGUGUUCCCCGAACCUUUACCAAUUGCCUAUGAACAUAUUGAGAAAUUUUGGCAAAUUCGUGAUGCCCAUGGCCACAAAAUGAACAACAAUUUCCGACCAUUACAAGAAAAUAAUGGUCGAGUGAUACUCUAUCGUAGCGGAAGUUAUUAA